AUGUCCCAGAACCGCCCCGGAGUAUUUUCCGGCUUGCGAAUGGGUGAAGUCGUACGAGAAAAAGUCCAGGAUGGACUCACGGGGGAGACCAAGGAGAUGCAAUACACUCAGUGCAAGAUAGUCGGAAAUGGCUCCUUCGGUGUUGUGUUCCAGACAAAGAUGUCCCCCAGUGGCGAAGAUGCCGCCAUCAAGCGGGUUCUCCAGGACAAGCGCUUCAAGAACCGUGAACUGCAAAUCAUGAGGAUUGUGCGCCACCCCAACAUUGUAGAGCUCAAGGCCUUUUACUACUCCAACGGCGAGAGAAAAGAUGAAGUCUACCUCAACCUGGUGCUCGAAUACGUUCCCGAGACAGUGUAUCGUGCUUCGCGCUACUUCAACAAGUUGAAAACGACAAUGCCGAUGCUCGAGGUGAAGCUGUACAUCUACCAACUCUUCCGCUCUCUGGCCUACAUUCACUCUCGAGGGAUAUGCCACCGAGAUAUCAAGCCCCAGAACUUGCUAUUGGAUCCAAACAGUGGUAUCCUCAAGCUCUGUGAUUUUGGUUCCGCCAAGAUCCUCGUUGAGAACGAGCCCAACGUUUCCUACAUCUGCUCACGCUACUACCGCGCGCCAGAGUUGAUCUUUGGCGCCACAAACUACACCACAAAAAUCGAUGUGUGGUCAACCGGUUGUGUCAUGGCUGAAUUGAUGCUGGGACAACCUCUGUUCCCUGGUGAAUCUGGAAUCGACCAGCUUGUCGAGAUCAUCAAAGUGCUAGGUACCCCUACUCGGGAACAAAUCCGCACGAUGAACCCGAACUACAUGGAACACAAAUUCCCUCAAAUCAAACCCCACCCGUUCAACAAGGUUUUCCGACGGGCGCCACAUGAGGCUAUUGAUCUCAUCUCUGCACUCCUAGAGUAUACCCCAACACAGCGACUACGGGCUGUCGAGGCAAUGGUUCAUCCUUUCUUCGAUGAGCUGCGCGACCCCAACACUCGCCUGCCAGACUCUCGUCACCCGAACAACCCGGCUCGCGAGCUCCCUGAACUUUUUGACUUUUCGCAUCACGAACUUUCAAUGGCCCCCGAAUUGAACAGUCGACUGGUUCCUGAUCAUGCCCGGGCUGCGCUAGAAGCUCGCGGUUUGGACAUCGACAACCUGACUCCACUGUCUCAAGAAGAGAUGCGAGCUCAUCUCGAUUGA
Messenger RNA from Talaromyces rugulosus, 1185 nucleotides. RefSeq lists its product as uncharacterized. NCBI's taxonomy places the organism in Eukaryota, Fungi, Ascomycota, Eurotiomycetes, Eurotiales, Trichocomaceae. Gene Ontology annotation, molecular function: protein serine/threonine kinase activity; protein serine/threonine/tyrosine kinase activity; ATP binding. The record is from RefSeq and is a predicted model, not a curated record. The transcript has 7 exons. Gene Ontology annotation, cellular component: cytoplasm. Gene Ontology annotation, biological process: protein phosphorylation; signal transduction. The coding region runs from base 1 to 1185 and encodes 394 amino acids.